AUGAUACAGUUUGUCUUCCUGAUUCUGAUUCCAUGCUUAGUGAUCGGGCUGUGCGUGGGCCUCAUAAAGCCUACUCACGCUCCAGGUAGCAUCGAACCAUCGUGGCGCCUGGACACUCAAACAAACUAUACCAUUGAUAUAGGAUACUGGGAUACACAUGAUACUCCUCAGGAUAGGCACUAUUACUUCAACAUUUCAAAGAUAACAAAUGUUUCUCCUGAUGGCAUUGAACGGAAUAUGACUCUCAUCAAUGGUGCUUAUCCAGGUCCGUUGAUGGAGGCAAAUUCCGGCGAUGUUCUGUACAUUCACGUUUUGAAUGAGCUGGACGAGCCCACGACGAUCCACUGUCACGGUCUUUUUUUCAGUAAAGAGAGCUACAAUGAUGGUGCCUCCUCGAUUAAUCAGUGCCCAAUACCUGGUGAUGGGGGAGAGUAUACUUAUCGGAUUCACAUUGACGAAGAUCAAUGGGGAACUUACUGGUACCACUCGCACUAUGGGGCUCAACAGGCUGAUGGAAUUUUCGGCCCCAUAGUCAUACAUUCGGAACAGGAACGGAAAAUCCUUAAUACGACGUACGAUGAGGACGUUGUUGUCAUGGUCAACGACUACUACCAAGACAUGGCUAAUGUUUACAUGGCAGAAUACCUUGGCCCGGACAAUGAGAAUACGGAGCCAGUACCUGACGAUGGCCUGAUACAAGGAAGCAAUAGCUAUGAGUAUAAUCCCGACACCUAUGUGGCGUCUGACGGCAGCUCUCGCAAUAUCACCUACAAAGAGUCUUAUAUCUCGGAUCUAAAGUUUCACAAAGACAAGACGUACAGGGUGCGGCUAAUCAACGCGGGUUAUUUUGCUCAAUUGAAUUUUGCAAUCGAUGAACAUAAGCUGAAAGUCAUCGAAGCUGAUGGCACUAACACCGAGCCCCUCGAGCUAGAGUCGGUUGAUUUGUCUGUGGCUCAGCGGUACUCGUUCAUAUUGGAGCCUCCGAAAGGCACGCUCACGCAAUACUGGAUGCGCGCAAGGUUCAACACAUUCUGUUUUAAUACAGACAAUUCCAAUUUAAAUCCUGAGUUCCAUGCGAUCGUUCGUUACAAUGACGGAAACACCACGUUGCCGGAGAGCGAGAGCUGGCCUUACAACGGCGGAGACGUACGUUGUCGGGACUUGGACCAGAGUCUUUUGAAGACUCUGGGGUCUACUGUUCCACUCCAAGCAAAUGGAUCGACACGACCAGACGUUUCCGUAGAUCUUGAAGUUUCCUUUCAAAUAGGUGCUUACCAGUUGGACAGAGGAUACUUCAACGACAUGACAUGGAAACCACUUGUUAACUCCUCUACUAUGACGGAGCUUGCUCUCAACCCAGGCAACAAUUCAUUGAGAACACUUUCCCCAAAAGCGCUCGAAUCAAAGAACAGUGAUCAGUAUCUUCUCAAUUUUGAUCAAAGGGGGCAAAUUGUUGAUCUUAUCAUUAACAAUUAUGACGAUGGCGCACAUCCAUUCCAUAUGCAUGGCCAUAAGUUCUGGGUUCUUAUGGUCAACGAUCGCGGCUACUUUCAAGAGGACUUCUAUGAUCAAGGCUCUUCCCCAAUGAACUUCCAGAAUCCAAUACUUCGCGAUACGGUUAGUAUUCCAGGUUUUGGGUAUGGUGUCAUACGAUUUGUGGUGGACAAUCCUGGGGUAUGGCCUUUCCACUGCCAUAUCGGGUGGCACAUGGAAAGUGGUUUACUUCUUCAGAUUAACGAACUGCAGGACGAAUACUCAAGGCUAGAGUUCCCAGAAACAUGGAAGAAUCUAUGCGUAUCCCAAUAG
Messenger RNA from Lachancea mirantina, 1806 nucleotides. The record is from the annotation of a GenBank genome assembly. NCBI's taxonomy places the organism in Eukaryota, Fungi, Ascomycota, Saccharomycetes, Saccharomycetales, Saccharomycetaceae.